ACCAACAGACAACCUUUAGACUUGGUGAAAGAUUAGGACAUCUUUUUUGGGAUUCAACGUUGGUGAAUGAGGGAUUGCUGUUGAUAUUACGAGUCUGCGGACAAGAAGUCUGUGGACAAGAAGUCUGUGUGGACCAAGUGGAAGAUGAAGUUCGAACACCUACUCUCGGUUGUCAAUGGAUUUGGACGGUUCCAGAUUAUGAUCAUUAUCAUCAGCUUUAUUGGUCGAUUCACCCUGCCGUGUCACUUCCUGCUGAACAACUUCAUUGCCGCCGUACCCUCUCACCACUGUGACCUCAGCGCUCUGGAUGAUGGCAGCCUCUUUGGGAAUCUGACCCAGGAGCAGAGACUGACUGUCAGCAUUCCAGUACAGGAAGAUGGGACUCCAAGCUCCUGUAAGAUGUUCCCAGAGCCCCAGUUCCAGCUCCUUUCCAACUCCAAUGACCGUGACCUAGUUACAGUCCCCUGUCAGAAUGGAUGGGCAUAUGACAACAGCACCUUCAAAUCCACUCUGGCUACAGAGUGGGACUUGGUGUGUGACCAGAAAGGGCAAAAUAAGGCGACAACAACCAUCUUCUUCAUAGGAGUGAUGUUCGGAGCUAUGACCUUUGGAAGCCUGAGUGACAGGUUUGGUAGGAAGCCCAUGCUCCUGGUGUCCUAUAUCUCUGGCAUGCUGUUUGGUGUUGCCAGUGCUUUCUCCACUUCCUUCAUCAUGUUCGCUGUGCUCAGGUUCUUCACUGGGUUCGGUAUCACCGGCAUCGUUAUCGUCUCAUCAGUACUCAGUGUGGAGUGGGUGGACAUUGAGCACAGAAAGCUGGUGGGAGUGAUUGACAGCCUGUCCUGGACGUUUGGUUACUGCAUGAUUCCAGCCAUAGCCUACUGUGUGACCGACUGGAGACAGCUGACCAUAGCGGUCACCUCACCUCUUGCUCUAGCCAUACUCACCUGGAGGUGGAUUCCUGAGUCAGCCAGGUGGCUCAUAGCCAAUGGGAAGUUUGAGAAAGCUAACUUUUAUUUGCAACAAUGUGCCCAGAUGAACCAGAAGGAGGAGUUUGGAUCCAAAAUUACACCAGAGACUCUGUCCAGUAUCAUUGUGACAGAGAGAAAAGACAGUCACUCCUACCUGGACUUGGUCAGGACACCAAAGAUGAGGAGGCUGGCUCUACUAACAGGCAUAGUGUGGUAUGGUGUGGCAUCAACAUUUUAUGGAAUUAGCUUCAACAUCACUGGAUUUGGACUCAAUAUCUAUCUGACCCAGUUUGUGUACGGUGCCAUAGAGCUGCCAGCCAAACUAUCAGCGUACUACCUUCUGGAUAAGGUGGGCAGGAGAAACACAGAAGUGGGAUCUUUACUAGGAGCUGGAAUCUGUCUCGCUAUCAACAUCUUCAUACCCCGAGACAUGUCUGUUUUAAGGACGGUGGUGGCGGUGCUGGGGAAGGGUUGCUCGGCAACAUCCUUCACAACCGUUGUGUUGUACAGCUCUGAGCUGUUCCCUACUGUGGUCAGGCAGAACGGCAUGGGCUACAACUCAUCCAUGGGUCGUCUGGGAGUGUCUCUGGCCCCUCUGAUCCUGCUGCUGGACGAGGUGUGGAGGGACCUUCCACAGGUCCUCCUCUGCUCCAUAGCUCUGCUGGCUAGCCUGGUGGCCAGGAUGCUGCCGGAGACACGGGGCCGCUGUCUACCAGAGACCAUCCAGGAUGUCGAGGACGGGCAGACAGGGAAAGGUUUGGCUGGAUCCCAAGUUGUGGAAACAACAGAUAUCCCUCUCAAAUCAAAGGACAAUGAUGAGAUGGAAAAUGGAUACUAAGAUUCUUCCCGUAUAUAUUUUUGAUAUGCCCAAAUGUGCACCCUGUGGAAUGCUUUUGACAACUUGUAGAGUCUAUGCCCGACAAAUUCAGGCUGUUCUGAGGGCAAAAUGGGUGUAACUCAAUAUUAGGAAGGUGUUCUUUAAUGUUUUGUACACUCAGUGUGUUUGUUACACAUCAAAAACAACCUUCAACCUUCUCACUGAUCUUAUAAAAAAAGAUAAACGAAAUACAAGAGAACAAAAGAGAAAGAGAGCCUGAAGUGUGAAGCAUAAUUCAAGUGUUAUUCGUCACAUACAAAUUAUAAUUUACACUUAAUUCCAAUAUUACAUUAUCUUAUUUAGAAAAGACUCCUUUUCUGUUUCAUAUCAAUGAGGAACAAGAUUAUCUUUGAUAAUGUAUCAUAACUCUUUGUGCAUUAUUCUUCACCAUAACCAUUGGCAAAUGCAUGCAAUCAAUCUUUAAUAUUGAAUAUGAGCCUAUUGUUGUAUACACAUUUUAUACAGUACCAGUCAAAAGACACACCUACUCAUUCAACGGUUUUUCUUUAUUUAUACUAUUUUCUACAUUGUAGAAUAGUAGUUAAGACAUCACAACUAUUAAAUAAUGCAUAUGGAAUCAUGUAGUAACUACAAAAGUGUUAAACAAAUCAAUAUAUAUUUUAUACUUGAGAUUCUUCAAAGUAGCUACCCUUUGCCUUGAUUACAGCUUUGCACACUCUAGGCAUUCUCUCAACCAGCUUCAUGAGGUAGUCACCUGGAAUGCAUUUCAAUUAACAGGUGUGCCUUGUUAAAAGUUAAUUGAGGAAUUUCUUUCCUUCUUAAUGUGUUUGAGCCAAUCAGUUAUGUUGUGACAAGGUAGGGUUGGUAUACAGAAGAUAGCCCAAUUUGGCAAAAGACCAAGUCUCUUCUUAUUAUUGGUGGCGGCAGGGUAGCCUAGUGGUUAGAGCAUUGGACUAGUAACCGAAAGGUUGCAAGUUCAAAACCCUGAGCUGAUAAGGUACAAAGGUGUCGUUCUGCCCCUGAACAGGCAGUUAACCCACUGUUCCUAGGCCGUCAUUGAAAAUAAGAAUUUGUUCUUAACUGACUUGCCUAGUAAAAUAAAUAAAUACAAAUAUUAUGGCAAGAACAGCUCAAAUAAGCAAAGAGAAACAACAGUCCAUCAUUACUUUAAGACAUGAAGGUCAGUUAAUACGGAACAUUUCAAGAACUUUGAAAGUUUCUUCAAGUGCAGUCACAAAAACCAUCAAGCGCUAUGAUGAAACUGGCUCUCAUGAGGACCUCCACAGGAAAGGAAGACCCAGAGUUGCCUCUGCUGCAGAGGAUAAGUUCAUUAGAGUUAACAGCCUCAGAAAUUUCAGUCCAAAUAAAUGCUUCACAGAGUUCAAGUAACAGACACAUCUCAACAGACUGCGUGAAUCAGGCCUUCAUGGUAAUAUUGCUGCAAAGAGACCACUACUAAAGGACACCAAUUAUAAGAAGAGACUUGCUUGGGCCAAGAAACACGAACAAUGGACAUUACACGGGUGGAAAUCUGUCCUUUGGUUUGAUGAGCCCAAAUCAAAUGCUGCAUCAGGUAACCAGGCCUCCACAAUCACCCGAGCUCAACCCAAUUGAGAUGGUUUGGGAUGAGUUGGACCGUAGAGUGAAGGAAAAGCAGCCACUGCAGAGUGUUGGAAAAGCAUUCCAGGUGAAGCUGGUUGAGAGAAUGCCAAGAGUGUGAAAAGCUGUCAUCAAGACAAAGGGUGGCUACUUUGAAGAAUCUAAAAUCUAAAAUAUAUUUUGAUUUGUUUAACACUUUUGUAGUUAAUACAUGAUUCCAUAUGCAUUAUUUAAUAUUUAGUUUUAGUUUAGUUUAGUUUAUUUUAUUUUUACAGGGACAGUGCACAUUAAUCAACGUUUCAGUAAAAGUGCCGGUUUUAGCCAGCCGGCUAAUUUUCAACCGCAGUCCCUGGGCAGGUUAUUAAAAACAAUUACAAUAUAGACAAUAGCACCAUAGAACAAGCAAGACAUAGCAACAUAGGACAAGCAAGACAUAGCAUACAGACAGAGCAACAUAGAACAAAAAGCAGCAAGACAAAAUUCAUAAAAGCAACAAAGUGUUUCCACACCUCACAAGCUACAGACAACAGACAACAUGGAAAGCGGCAACAAUAUUCCAUAUGUGUCAUUUCAUCGUUUUGAUGUCUUCACUAUUAUUCUACAAUGUAGAAAAUGUUAAAAAAUUUAGAUUUUUUUUUGAAUGAGUUGGUGUAUCCAAACUUCUGACUGGUACUGUAUAUGCAUAUAUUAAAUAUAUAUAUAUAUAUAUAUGUAAAAACACUUAGUGUGCCGGUAUAAUGCUUUUUUCACUUUAGGUUGCAAACGUGAUUUAAAUAUUCCUAAACAUUAUUACGUUAAUACAUUAGAAUAAAAUGCAGAACGUUUUUUGUAAAUGUCCUUUCCAUGUGAUAUCAUUUCUGUGAUCAUGAAAACAAAUAAAGAAACAUGACCUCA
Oncorhynchus nerka (sockeye salmon) is the source of this 4299-nucleotide messenger RNA. Its product is annotated as solute carrier family 22 member 7-like. Gene Ontology annotation, cellular component: membrane. Gene Ontology annotation, biological process: transmembrane transport. The transcript is spliced from 10 exons. Gene Ontology annotation, molecular function: transmembrane transporter activity. The record is from RefSeq and is a predicted model, not a curated record. The coding region runs from base 145 to 1806 and encodes 553 amino acids. NCBI's taxonomy places the organism in Eukaryota, Metazoa, Chordata, Actinopteri, Salmoniformes, Salmonidae.